Dromaius novaehollandiae (emu) is the source of this 12241-nucleotide messenger RNA. RefSeq names its product protein tyrosine phosphatase receptor type T (gene PTPRT). NCBI's taxonomy places the organism in Eukaryota, Metazoa, Chordata, Aves, Casuariiformes, Dromaiidae. Gene Ontology annotation, biological process: protein dephosphorylation. The record is from RefSeq and is a predicted model, not a curated record. Gene Ontology annotation, molecular function: protein tyrosine phosphatase activity; protein binding. The transcript has 33 exons. Gene Ontology annotation, cellular component: membrane. The coding region runs from base 27 to 4415 and encodes 1462 amino acids.
CCGGGGCAGGUGAACUCGGCGGAAGGAUGCCCGGCGUCGCCGCGAUCGUCUUGCUCUUGCAGCUGCUGCCGAAGGCGGAGGGCCAGGGCUUCGCAGGUGGUUGUUCAUUUGAUGAGCACUACAAUAACUGUGGUUAUAGUGUGGCUUUGGGGACCAAUGGAUUUACCUGGGAGCAGAUCAAUACCUGGGAAAAGCCAACAAUGGAUCCUGCUGUUCCAACUGGCUCCUUCAUGAUGGUAAACAGCUCUGGACGGGCAUCUGGGCAGAAAGCACACUUGCUUUUGCCUACAUUGAAGGAAAAUGACACACAUUGCAUCGACUUCCACUAUUACUUAUCCAGCAGAGACCGUUCCAGUCCUGGCUCUCUGAAUGUCUAUGUGAAGGUGAACGGUGGACCGCAGGGCAAUCCCAUAUGGAAUGUGUCAGGGAUUGUUACGGAAGGAUGGGUGAAGGCGGAACUUGCCAUCAGUACGUUCUGGCCACAUUUUUAUCAGGUGAUAUUUGAAUCUGUCUCCUUGAAAGGACAUCCAGGGUACAUCGCUGUGGAUGAAGUCAGAGUUCUUGCCCAUCCAUGCAGGAAAGCACCGCAUUUCCUCCGGCUGCAGAACGUGGAGGUUAACGUGGGGCAGAACGCAACCUUCCAGUGCAUCGCCGGGGGCAAGUGGUCCCAGCACGACAAGCUCUGGCUCCAGCAGUGGAAUGGAAGGGACACAGCGUUAAUGGUGACUAGAGUGGUCAACCAUAGACGUUUUUCUGCUACUGUCAGUGUAGCUGACACUUCGCAGCGCAGUAUCAGCAAGUACCGGUGCGUCAUUCGUUCUGAUGGUGGAUCUGGAGUUUCGAAUUAUGCAGAAUUAAUAGUGAAAGAGCCCCCAACACCUAUUGCCCCUCCUGAGCUGCUGGCUGUCGGAGCCACCUACCUGUGGAUCAAACCCAAUGCCAACUCCAUCAUCGGAGAUGGGCCCAUCAUCCUGAAAGAGGUGGAAUAUCGGACGACCACCGGGAACUGGGCGGAAACGCACAUUGUAGACUCCCCUAAUUACAAACUGUGGCAUUUGGAUCCUGACGUGGAGUAUGAGAUCCGAGUGCUGCUCACUCGCCCCGGAGAAGGAGGCACGGGGCCCCCUGGACCACCGCUCACAACAAGAACAAAAUGUGCAGAUCCAGUCCACGGACCGCAGAAUGUAGAAGUUGUCGAUAUCCGCUCCCGGCAGCUGACCUUGCAGUGGGAGCCCUUUGGUUAUGCGGUGACCCGCUGCCACAGCUACAAUCUCACGGUCCAGUACCAGUAUGUGUUUAACCAGCAAAAAUUUGAAGCGGAGGAGCUCAUCCAAACCUCUUCCCACUACACCUUGCGAGGCCUUCGGCCCUUCAUGACCAUCAGGCUGAGGUUAGCCCUCUCUAACCCCGAGGGCAAAAUGGAGAGUGAGGAGUUGGUUGUGCAGACUGAGGAGGAUGUUCCUGGACCCGUUCCCUUGGAAUCCAUCCAAGGAGGACCUUUCGAAGAGAAGAUCUAUGUUCAGUGGAAGCCUCCAAAUGAGACAAAUGGCAUCAUUACGCUCUAUGAGAUUACAUACAAGGCCGUUGGGUCUCUGGAUCCCAGUGCUGACCUGUCCAGCCAAAGAGGGAAAGUCUUCAAGCUAAGGAAUGAAACACAUCACCUCUUUGUAGGAUUAUAUCCAGGGACUACGUAUUCAUUCACCAUCAAAGCAAGCACAGUCAAGGGCUUUGGGCCACCCAUCACAACACGGAUUGCAACUAAGAUUUCAGCACCAUCGAUGCCCGAAUACGACACAGACUCCCCCUUAAAUGAGACCGACACUACCAUCACAGUCCUGCUGAAGCCUGCUCAGUCCCGGGGAGCGCCUGUCAGUGUCUAUCAGCUCGUUGUCAAGGAAGAGAAGCUGCAAAAAGCACGGAGAGCUGCAGACAUCAUUGAGUGCUUCUCUGUGCCAGUGAGCUACAAGAACGCUUCCAGUCUGGACUCACCCCACUACUUUGCGGCCGAGCUGAAGCCUGACAACCUGCCUGUCACGCAGCCGUUCACGGUGGGCGACAACAAAACCUACAACGGCUACUGGAACGCUCCCCUUUCACCCCUGAAAAGCUACAGCAUAUACUUCCAGGCUCUUAGCAAAGCGAAUGGAGAAACAAAAAUCAACUGUGUCCGGCUGGCAAUCAAAGGAGCUUCCACCCAGAAUUCCAAUGCAGUGGAACCCGAAAAGCAAGUUGACAGCACAGUGAAAAUGGCCGGGGUUAUAGCUGGUCUUCUGAUGUUUGUUAUUAUCCUCUUAGGAGCAAUGCUUACCAUCAAGAGAAGAAGAAAUGCAUAUUCCUACUCCUAUUACUUGCAUUCAAGCCAAUGUUUUAGGGGCCUCUCUGUCUUCUACAGGACCAGGAAGCUAGCCAAGAAGCAGAAGGAGACUCAGACCAGCACGCAGAGAGAGAUGGGUCCCGUGGCUACUUCAGACAAGACCGCUACCAAACUCAGUGCUGUUCACAAUGAAGAAGCUUUUUCUUCCAGCUGCCAAGAUGUUAAUGGAUUCAUAUCAUCAGACACUGUUCCAUCGACCACGCUGCUAGACAGUAGCCAUGGAGAGAUGAGCCAGCCAACUCUGACUAUCCAGACCCAUCCGUACCGGAGCUGCGAGCCGGUGGAAAUGUCCUACCCCCGGGGGCAGUUCCAGCCAGCCAUCCGCGUGGCCGACCUGCUGCAGCACAUCACCCAGAUGAAGCGAGGCCAGGGCUAUGGAUUUAAAGAGGAGUAUGAGGCACUGCCUGAGGGGCAGACGGCAUCCUGGGAUACAGCCAAGGAAGACGAAAACCGCAAUAAGAAUCGAUACGGAAACAUCAUCUCCUAUGAUCAUUCAAGGGUGAGAUUGCAGCUGCUGGAUGGGGACCCUCACUCUGAUUACAUAAACGCCAACUACAUAGACGGAUACCACCGGCCUCGUCAUUACAUUGCAACUCAAGGGCCGAUGCAAGAGACGGUGAAGGAUUUCUGGAGAAUGAUUUGGCAAGAGAACUCUGCAAGUGUUGUUAUGGUCACCAACUUAGUGGAAGUCGGCAGGGUAAAAUGUGUUCGGUACUGGCCAGAUGACACAGAAGUGUAUGGAGAUAUUAAAGUCACGUUAAUUGAGACAGAACCAUUGGCAGAGUAUGUCAUACGUACAUUUACUGUACAAAAGAAAGGCUACCAUGAGAUCCGAGAGAUUCGGCAGUUCCACUUCACCAGCUGGCCGGACCACGGCGUUCCCUGCUAUGCCACGGGUCUCUUGGGCUUUGUUCGACAAGUGAAGUUUCUCAAUCCCCCUGAAGCAGGACCUAUCGUUGUGCACUGCAGUGCUGGGGCUGGGAGAACAGGAUGCUUUAUUGCCAUUGACAUCAUGCUUGACAUGGCAGAGAACGAAGGCGUGGUAGAUAUAUUUAACUGUGUGCGAGAGCUGCGCUCCCAAAGGGUCAAUUUGGUACAGACGGAGGAGCAGUAUGUGUUUGUCCAUGAUGCCAUUUUGGAGGCAUGUCUCUGCGGCAACACGGCCAUUCCAGUCUGCGAGUUCAGAUCCAUAUAUUACAACAUCAGCAGACUAGAUCCGCAGACCAAUUCCAGCCAGAUAAAAGAUGAAUUUCAGACUCUCAAUAUUGUGACGCCACGUGUUCGGCCAGAAGACUGCAGCAUCGGGCUUCUGCCGAGGAACCAUGACAAGAACCGCUGCAUGGAUGUGUUGCCCUUGGACCGGUGCCUGCCUUUUCUCAUCUCUGUGGAUGGUGAAUCAAGCAAUUACAUCAAUGCUGCACUCAUGGAUAGCCACAAGCAACCUGCUGCCUUUAUUGUAACCCAGCACCCUCUGCCCAACACCGUAACAGACUUCUGGAGGCUGGUGUUUGAUUAUAACUGCUCCUCCAUCGUGAUGCUGAAUGAGAUGGACGCAGCACAGCUCUGCAUGCAGUACUGGCCGGAGAAGACAUCCUGCUGUUAUGGCCCCAUUCAAGUAGAGUUUGUUUCAGCAGACAUUGAUGAAGAUAUCAUCAACCGGAUAUUCCGGAUCUGCAACAUGGCCAGGCCCCAGGAUGGAUACCGUAUCGUUCAGCACCUGCAGUACAUUGGCUGGCCAGCAUACAGGGACACCCCUCCUUCCAAACGCUCCCUCCUGAAGGUGGUCAGAAGGUUGGAGAAGUGGCAGGAACAGUAUGACGGGAGGGACGGACGCACUGUUGUCCACUGCCUGAAUGGCGGGGGACGCAGUGGCACCUUCUGUGCCAUCUGCAGCGUGUGUGAAAUGAUCCAACAGCAAAAUAUCAUCGAUGUGUUCCACAUAGUGAAAACGUUGCGAAAUAACAAAUCCAACAUGGUGGAGUCGCUGGAACAGUAUAGAUUUGUAUACGAGGUUGCACUGGAAUACUUGAGUUCCUUUUAGCCGAGCAAAGGGAGGGGAGUCCCCUAAACGCCAGAGCCCCGUCUCUGACAGACGCUCUCUUCCCCUCUCCCACACUCGAAGGCAGUAACAAGUGUGGGAAGGAAAAACUCUCCUUCCCGGAGCCAGAGACUGCGACUGCACAGACCUCAGCGCCGCUGGGAGGACGAGAUGAUGCCUGUGUGUGCUGCUGCCUGCUUUCUACCGGAGCGUCUACCGCUUCUCAAAUAACCUACUGUACAAAUUAGCAAAACGGGAGACAGGCUGGAAGACUGGACUUUGUAAUCCCCUCCGACUUCCCGUCUCCUCUUUUGGAUUGUAUUUUUGCUCUCCUUGCUACGGAGUGGAGAAAGAAUGAAACCCCGAGGAAAUUCUGUCUUUUAAAUGUCUCCUUUUUAAUUUGUGAUUUUGCUCUCAAAUCCCGGUCUUUAAAUUUUGAAUUUCAUGCAGCAGUCAUUUGGGAAAAAUGAGAUAUAGCCAUAGGGGAUAUAUGAAACUUUUUGUUACAAUUUGUCUACCUUCUCUGUUGGGGUUUUUUCUUGGUUCUUGUUUUGUUCCAAAUGUAAAGGCCAACACCAAAAAAAAGAAAAAUGCUGGAGUUCUCUUCCCAUAUCCAGUUCCUUUUAGCAUGAAAAUAGCGGAAAUGAGAAGCUGUUCACAUAUUCACUGCCUCGGCUUCUGCACAAUUGUUCCCCCCCAGUUUCUGCUAGACUCCCAAGGCUGUGCACAAGCUGGUUACAUCUCUCUGGUCCAUGUUCUGUUCAGUGCUGGUGAAGCGAUAUCAUUAAAGAGUUUCACAGCCACUUAAACCUUAAAAUUAAAAUUUGCAUCAAACAAGUUGCAUUUGUCUUGCAGCUUUGGUAACUUUGUUGCCAUGUUUUUGAGGAAUUUGCUGGGGUGCAGUGUGUCUUUAAAAAACAGGGUAUAAAGUAGGUACUUAUUGGUCAUAUAUUAUGUAUUAUUAUUUUUUAUUUAUUAUGUGUAUUGCUGUAGAACUUAGGAGCCCUAGUUAUGACAGGACCCAAUUGAACUAGGCACUGUGCCAACAAAGAGCAAAAAAGGUUCCUGUUCACAGAGCAUAAAGUCUGAAGGUAAUCUUAAAGUCGUGUUUGAUCAAGAUUUCCUCGCUAUUUCCAUCAGAUGUACUACAUCGGUACUAUCAGAUGUAACUGAGCAAUUUAUCCAGAUUUCCAGGCCCUGCAAACUUAAAAGUGAUGACCCAUCCAAGCUGUAGGAAAGGCGAGGUACCUACACAGAAAUCUGUAGUGGCAUGCAUUAAGAAAUGCAUUAGACCAGCACAGCAACUUUCCAUCUUAAGCAAAACAGCUUUUGUUUUGUUCUGCAGAAAUGCCUGUGCAACUCUGUUUCUUUGAAACAAACAGCAGAUGUGUUUUGCCACAGUUCUGGAUCUUACUCUGACUUCUUUGCAGCUAAGAAAUUGCUUUUCCGAAAGAGUAUACGUAAGUAGUUAAUCAUUAAGGUCUGCAGGUUGAUCUCAGAGAAAAAAGAAAAUUUAAAUGAACAAGACCUUACAAUAUUCAGUAUUUCAGUUUAGUCAUAUAUUUUAUGUAGAGAGUGUGGGAAUAUGAGGUUGCUCUCUAUGUAAAUAAGAUCCUGGGAGAGGUAGGUUUCUUCAGGUACAGAUUUUCUAAGAGCUAGAUUGAAAGUGAGAGUUUAAGAAAAUUCCACUUUCUGACCACCCCGUAGUUUUCUGCUCUCAGAUAAAUACUCAGAGACUGUGCCAUGAGCUUGGUCGUGUCGAUAUCUGACAUGGAGAAUGCCAGAAGUUCAAAAAAAUGGUAAUAAUUCCAUACAUAAAACCAAAAGACCCCUCUGAUUCAUUCUCAUCCUUUUUUUAAUAGUUAUACCUUUGCCUUGACAGUGAAGGAGAAUUAUUAAAUCUGAUGAAAAGAACUCUUGACUUAAACAUACCUGUACCUAACUGAAAAGUUACCAUCUCUGCCGGGACCUGCAGAAAUCUAAAAAAAAAGAUGCUGGGUAUUUGCAAACAGAAGAGGAGGAUAAAAGGGAAAGCAGCACUGUGACAUAGAAAAGAAAAGGAAGGCAAAAUAGUAGUGUUUUGAUUAGAGGUGUCUUGCCGUAACAGUGUAGAUCAGUAGUCGGGUGCCAGUUGCGGAGAAGAGGGGAGUGAGCACUGAUCCCGGGGCAGGAUAUUUCAACAGCUGCCUAAGUAGAAAGAAGUUAGAGUUACAAGUCAGCAAGGUGUUCCUGAGUUCCUUCAGCCCAGAAGGCCAGAGGGAAUCAGCCCCUAUUUUCCAAAUCCCUACCAUCUCUCUAAAGAAAAGGUGCUGUGUGCAUCAACACAGUUGUCAUGGCCAGGCAGUCUCUUCUUUGAGUUAUUUGUGGGCUAUUUGCUUUUUGGUUACGUUCUCAGCUUUUUUUAUAAUGUUAGUUGUCCUAAGUGUCAUUCAGUAUUGUCAAAGUAUAUGCAGAGGUGACCAAAGUUAGUUGGAUGCUAUGAAAAUAUUAAUUAGUAUUUAGCUUUCUGUUAAUUUUACAUGGAAGCUAACAGUCCAGUAGUAAAAGAGGUUCCUCUCGUGAAUUGUUGAAAGAUUAGCUAAAGCAAUGAGGUAUAAUAGCAAGGUAAAAGGAAUGCAGAGGUAGAAGAAAUGACAAUAUGACUGAAGCGUGAGGUGUGGGAGAUGGUUCCAAGCUUAAGAGUAGCAUGAAAGAAAGUGGAUUAAAAAACAGAAGAGAAUGUGUGAAGCAAAUGUGCAUGGAGAGAAGCAAGCCUCAGAAGAACAGAGCAGAAUAGCACCACAGUGGAGUUGUUUAAGGCUUUGAGGUAAGUUUCAAUGUAUUUUCAUGGUAUGAAAAAUGCUGCUAAAGGGUCAGGCCUGUGUAUCAGCUGACCCGCAGCAACUUGCCAUGGGCAUGCUUUGAGCCCUCUGCAAAUACAGAGCUACAUUAGCGUGAACUUCAGUGAAAGAUGGUUAAGCGAAGUUUUAUCUUGUGUUUGUAAUGGAUGAGUAACACAGAUGAUGCUGGUUAGCACAGCCCAGCUGACGUACAGACCUUCCUGUGUGGUAACUCAGUUGUGUGUCUUGACCUUCUCCUAAUUUCCUGCCUACAAUCAAUGUGGGAAGAUGCUGAGCAAACCCCACAGGUUGUAUUGUCCGUAGACCCACGCUUUUAUGUUGGCAUGGAGUUGGCUGCUUCCAGGGGCCUGGCCCUGCUCUGUCUUGGCUGAGGGAUCUUUAUGCUGUUCAUCACUGCACAGUGCGUAUAUGCUCUGCCUGAAAUAAUCAUGAAGGGAAUUGUGUGGAAAAAGAAAAGAACCUCACUUUAAAUAACCUAACUACCAUGAGGUUAUUUAAACCAGAGAAUAGCAUAUAGCACAAAAAGUAAUGUGUUCAAAGCGAGGUUAUGGGCGUUGGAUUUGUUUUCACUGUGAGAGAGAGACGUGAGUUGAGAUAAAGGAGACUUGUCUCACUCCUGAUAGGAUUAAUAGUCAGUGGGGAGUAGAGUUGUUAGAAAAGAUAGAAAAGAUUGAAUUUAAACAGGGAAAAUACGAUAUUGACAAUAUCUUAUUGGUCAUAAUGAAGACAGAUUUACUCCUGUUCAGAUAUCUCCAGGGUCAAUGGACCAUUGUUUAUUAAUAGCACAGUAUUGGUCUAAAUUCUAAUCUAAAAUUGAGGGAGCUAGAAAUAAUUGAAGAAGGGUGGCAGGGAACUAUCUCAUACAAAGGGUGACUAACAUCUUAAAUUGUUAAGGCAUGUAACUGAAGCAAAGAAUUCCAGAAAUAUCUAGAGUGGCUGCUGGAGAAGGAAGACCCUGAGUUGUCUGCAGGAGAGAGAUAGAGACCAAAACCUCUAAAAGGUACAGUAGGCUUGACAAUUGUUUCUUUUUUUUUUUUUUUUGUUGCUCUUUUAGUUAAUUGCUCCUCGGUAGCUGUGCCAUAUACUGGCACCUUUCCGCCCCCCGCCCUGCAAUAAUGUCUAAGGAGAAGGCGUCUGACCUUUCCUGUAUAUGGACUUUUGAGGUACCGCCUCAUGCUUUCCCUCAGCCCAUACUUGCAUAUUGUCUGGGAGAGCACUGGGUGGCAAAGCACAAAACACGGACAAACUGACACUUACGCAGUAUAGAUUAUUGCGUGUCAAGUUUUGUUUAUUAAUACAGAUAAGAAACCUUGCAAGGGAGCACAGUGUAUAUAUGAGAAAGUAACUGAAUCGGGACUUUCGGUAGCAAGCAAGCAAAUGGGAAUUUGGUGAUUUUGGUCAUGUCCACAGCUUGACAUAACUGAUGUUCUUUUAUCAGGAAAGUCUCUCGACUAUGUUAGUAGGAGGCACUUUGAUUCAUGAUUGAAAUUCUGUAGCAAAGUUGCACAGAGUUACAUGAAACUUCGUGUCUGCCUUUGCCAUGCUUAGCCCCAACCGGUUUUAUUAAUGCGCUGUUAGGUCCCACUUACUUAUAUCAUAUUUUAGCCAUUUAUGUUAGCUAGAGUUGUCCGCCUUGGUCUAUGUGCAACAGGCACUCAGCAACGAAAGAUUUCUACAUGCCUAGAAGAGCUGUUGACUUUGUGGUCUUGUGGCCCUGAACCAAGCUGCUAUUACUGGAUCCCAUCACUCUUGGCCAGCUCCCUGCCCACACACAUGCACACUUGAAGAGAAUGUCCAGAUAAUUCCCAAAGGUAGAAAGAGAUUUGGGGAAAUGCCUGUGACCCCUAAUUUUCUGGUCCAUGUAGCUCUGUGGGGCAGGGAAGGAUAUCACAAGGUGUAACUUCUGCCUAGUGAAGCACAUGUUUGUGUGUCAGGAGCUUCCAGGCUUUUAUUUUGGAUCUGUAAACUUUGUACAAAAAAAUGCCAAGUGGCAAUGUAGACCCACAGUAGCAGAGUUAAGCCUGCAGAUGGUAGACUUUUAUUUUUCUAUUUACUUUUCACAGGCCCUUUAGAAGUAGUUUGUGGGAUUUUCCCUAGGAAUCCACAGACCAUGGAUUGUUGGUCACUGCUUUUGAUGUCCUGUAGAGUCAGGCAAAGGAGACAGGCUCCUCCAGGAAGUGCUUCAGAAGGCAGUUACACUAAUUGCCAUGUGGAAGAGAAGGAAAGGAGAAGAAAUCUCCUUUGGGAGAAAAGCAAACAUUGGAGGAGAAGGCAGAUUAAAUGGAGUCCUGAAACAGGUAGGAAACUUGCACCUUGUUCUGUCUCUCGUUCUUGAGCAGAGCUACUUAUAUAUCUCUUACUUUUCUGAGUUCAUGCCAAGAUCAUAAAAACAGGUAAUACCACAUUCCACCCUGUGGAGCUCUCUAGAGACCAAACAGUCAGUAUAAGAGGGAAUGAAUUCUGAGGGACAAACAUAAAAGCAGACUUGCUUGAGAGAGAAAUCUUCAAAUACGAGGUGUCUUUACCAGUCACACUUGCAAAAUUUGUAACAAGUCAUUACAGAGCAAUAUAAGGGAAACGUAGCCCUCAGAAAACUUCAUUGUCCUAUAAUGAAUUUAAAUAAUCUAGUGUAUUACAUUGUAGCACAGUUAACUUCGAUGAUAUAUCUGGCCAUUGCAAGGGGCAUCUCAAGAGCUUGAUGCGAGCCUGCUGUUUUCAUUUGGGAUUUGUUCAGUUGUCUUGAGUUUACAAACUUCUGUGAAAUCUAGUUUGUUAGAAACAUAAAUGGGGCCACAUAACAAAAGUUGUUCAGCAUGACCGCUGCCUGUGGGUCCAAAAUUGAAUGUAUUUCUUAGAAGACUGUGAAACACUAGAACAAAUUACUGCAUUUUUCCUGCACAGACCUUUUCAGGAGUAGAAAUUGGGAGAGCCAGCUAACCAAAAUUUAGCAUGCGCGAGUAUAAGAAUUCUGUUAAUCCUCUUGUGUUCGUAUUUAUUUAGAUUUAAAUCUUCUAUAGCCAUACAUGCAUGAUGCAUAUUUUAAAAAUGCAGGUGCCCUUCCCUUCCCCGUUUCCAAAAAUGCCUACAGCUCUUCCUUCAACGAGGACCAGCAAAUAACAUAGCAAGCAAAGCCCAACUUCUGUAGUUUUGGGGAGGGCCACUAGGAAAAUCUAUCCUGUGUUAUCUGUUAAAUAACUUGGAAAAGGUAUCAGUCAUCUCCCUCCUAAUAUAUAUACUUGAAGAAUGUGCAGUUUGCUAUAGCAGUCAAGAUAAAUCAUAAUUUUUCAUGCAUCAGGACCAAGUCCUGCUGGCACUGAAUUUGAUGGAGAAAAACAACAACAACAAAAACCUUGCUGACUUCCAGCAGCUUCUAGUCUAUAAUCUUUAUUUGCUGCAUUAAAAGAAUUUAAAAGCCUCCCUUGUACACAGUAAACUAUACAUGGCAUAUCCUACAGUUUCAUGUCAGACUGGCAUAAUCAUGAAAUACUAGCAGCUUUUUCAGUUUGGAGAAGCCCCAGAGAUCUAAAUUAAUCUUUCCAUCCCUGUCCUUGUCCCAAAACGUCAAGCAGAUUUUUCAUCCCUUUUUAUCCCUUUUCUCUGUUUUCUCUGUUUUCAACCUGAGCCUUAAGAAACAAAACAAUGCAGCAAGCUGGAUGACAGAUGCUGGUGUUCCCAUGGUGUUUCCUGGUGGGGAGGGGGAAAAAGAAUGAAACGAGAAAAGAACAAACUAAAAUGCUUUUCUUCCAAGUCGAUUCAGCAUGAGCUGUUUCUGAGCAGUAUAGACAUAGGCUAGUCCACAGCAGUCUGUCUGGAGCCAGGAUUUGCUUGUUGCAAGGUGAGGUUACAGUGCAGAUGUACGCUUUGGGAUGAGUCCUGAUCUCUUGCAUGUAGGUUCCCAAUGAUGUAGAGGUUACUUUAGUGGAGUUACUUGUUGCAGAGUGGCAAUAUUUCUAUGGUGAUGGUGUUUAUUGGGAGAUCUGAUGUCGCAGAACAGGACUGUGUUUGGGGGAAUUUGUGGCAUACCUCAAGAGCGUUGCACUGUGGAGACAUCCUUGUGUGAGUAGCUCAUCUUUCAGUGGAGACCUCUAGGGAUCAUAUUUAUGUGAAGUUAUGGAAGGGAGUAGAUUUGCAGAGAAGGGGGAGUGUGGCCAGCACUUUACAAAUUGAAUGAAUAUAGCUGCUCUAAAAGCCUCUCAGUUGUUUGGAUUGCUGAAAGUCUCACCAGGCUUCCUGUGCUGGACUUCAUGUACCUGCAGCAGAACUGGCAUUACCCCAUUGUCACCCCUGUAGCCCUUUCUUACCUCUCCAGCACUUACACUGUACUUCUAUGCCAAAAGUUUCAGCUGUAUCCUUUACACGUUUAACUCAUACAGACUCACCAUGUUAACAAAAUUCACUCCCAUAUUGAUUUAAUCUCCUUCGCCUCCUUCCCCCGCUGCAUCGAUCCUGCUGAAAUUAAAAUGUACUAGCAUCACUUGUUGCCAGCCUUGUUACUCCGUCACAUGGCAAUGCUGUGGCUGCCUCUGCAUCAGCAGUAUCCUAUUUCCGCUCCCUGAAUGCAACCGUUCAGCCAGCAGGGACGAGUGCUGCAUGAGAGCUAAUCUCUUUGCUGUUGCGAUUCCCCCCCCCCCCCCCCCCCCCGCCCUUGGCCCUUAUGGAUUACUGGUGAAACUCACUUGUACAGUUUGGAUGUUUGAUAGAUAAAGCACGUAUUAAAAAAAAGGAAAAAAAUAUAAAUACAGAAAUCUCAACACUGUGCAUUCAGUGUCUUUUCUUUCUAGCUUAAAAGAAGGAAGGUAAAUAAUGUCAAGUCAAUGAAUAUCAGAUAUAUUUUUUGACUGUACAUUACAGUGAAGUGUAAUCUUUUUUUUACAACUGCGAGUCCAUCUUAUUUAUUCUUGUAAAUGUUCCCAGACAAUGUUUGUAAUAUGGGCUGUGUUGCAAAUCCAUAAAAUAAAUCUGUGAUCUGAGAUUAAUGUUUUACUAAGA